AUGGUCCACGUCUUCAUCCCCCGCGCUUCCGGCUUUGCAAAGACGCUCGAGGAUCGAGGUCUCAACGUCAUCCGCGCUACUCUAGAAGAUAUUGACGUUCUGGCGAAAACAGCUUCAGACGCCGACGCUGUCAUCCACCUAGGUUGUAAACGUACGUCCCCUCCCACUCUCCACCCUAUAUCCCAUCUACACCACAGAGCUUACCCCGAUCCAGCCGACCUAGAUAUCAUCACCGCCUUCGGCACCGUUCUCAGCCGCACAAACAAACCCCUCAUCAUCACCUCUUGCACCCUCGUCACCGGUAUCCCAAACUCCCACGAAUACUCCCCGGGCAAAGUCCCUCCAAUGGCAGCAUCCGAGCGUCUUACGCUACGCCUCUCUUCAGCUGGUAUCCGUACGCACAUCAUCCGCUUGCCGCCUGUCGUACAUGGCGACGGCGAUACAGGAUUCCUGGCGCACUAUAUCGAGUGUUCGAGGAAGGCAGGUUUUGCGGGGUAUGUGGGAGAUGGGGAACAUCGAUGGCCUACUGCACAUGUUGAAGAUGUGGUGCAAGUGUACAAACUUGCCCUGGAGACCAUCCAUCUCAAAGGCGGUAAUAUCCUCCACGCCUCACACGAAUCUGGAGUAUUCUUCUCUGACAUAGCUUCCACCGUCGCCAAACGUCUAAACAUCAAAGCCAAGAGCAUGACAAAACAAGAAGCUGAAGAGGCAUAUACCUGGGGGGUACAGAUGAUGGUGCAGGAUGGUAGAACGUCGAGUGAGUGGACGAGGGCGUGGCUUGGGUGGAAGCCGGAGGGGGUGGGGUUGGUUGAGGAUUUGGAGGGAAGUGGGUGGUAUUUUGGGGAUGACUGUGUCUAUCGAGGGCGGAGGAAUGAGAAGAUAAGGCAUAGCGUUCAAUGAUGUGAUGAUAGAGG
Messenger RNA from Cryptococcus amylolentus CBS 6039, 914 nucleotides. RefSeq lists its product as hypothetical. The record is from RefSeq and is a predicted model, not a curated record. The coding region runs from base 1 to 900 and encodes 299 amino acids. NCBI's taxonomy places the organism in Eukaryota, Fungi, Basidiomycota, Tremellomycetes, Tremellales, Cryptococcaceae. The transcript has 2 exons.